Messenger RNA from Gordionus sp. m RMFG-2023, 755 nucleotides. RefSeq names its product receptor expression-enhancing protein 5-like. The record is from RefSeq and is a predicted model, not a curated record. NCBI's taxonomy places the organism in Eukaryota, Metazoa, Nematomorpha, Gordioida, Chordodea, Parachordodidae. Bases 177 to 734 code for a protein of 185 amino acids. The transcript is spliced from 7 exons.
GAUUAGGCGAAUUACCAGUUAAUUAGAUAAGAAUCUUAAAAUCAAACAAGACUAUUCUUUAAAUUAACAACUUAUUAAUACUUGCUAAUAAUUUGGGAAAAAUCAUAAUUCUAACUAACAUCUAAAGAAAAUCAGAAUCAAAUCAUUUUAGAAACUAUUCCCGUUAGAUGACCUGAAUGCAUUCUUUUGCCCCUAAUCAUAUUCGCCAGAAGUCACCUUACCCAAUUCUGCACCAACUUUAUCGCCAAUUGUACACAGACAGCUCACAUGGUGCUAAAAGAUCGAUGGCAGUUUUAAUGGUUUAUCAGAUACUCAUUGGACACGGAGCGACUCUGGUCAGCGCAUUCACAGGAUUUUUAUACCCGGUUUAUUCCUCAGUAAGAAUGAUUGAAGGCAAAGAUGAAGAAGGAGCCAAAAAAUGGCUAGCUUAUUGGGUAGUGUACGCAUCUUUCAGCUUUUGUGAAUAUCUGUGUGGAACGUUUUUAGAAUGGUUCAUGAUGUAUUAUUUGUUUAAGGUAUGUUUCUUGGUGUGGUGCUUGUUGCCUAUCGAAAAUAAUGGGUCAAUGAUAAUAUACAAUCAAGUCAUAAAACCUUUACCUUUGUUUAGAAAUUCGGAGGCCGCUGUGGAUAUUAAUGCAUUGAGAGUAAAGAAAAUAUUACAGGAUAGUUUGUUCGAAAAGGACAAAUUGCAACAGAAAUACGAGGCAGUUAAAGUUAGCAAUAAAGCACAGUGAUUAUGGUUCAAUAUACUCAAC